AAGUUCGGCUUCAGUCAGCCGCCGUUGGCCGCAGUGGAAUGAUGUGGCUGCGAUGCUUCGCUGCGACGGUGUUGAUUGCCGCGGUCGCGUCGCGCGAAGUCUUCACCAACUCUUUCUUGGUGCGGCUGAAGCGGUCGGUGGCGCAUGAGGAGGCCCACCAGCUGGCUCUGAGCCACGGCUUCGACAACCUCGGCCCGAUUUUGGGGUCCGACACAGAAUGGCACUUCGCGCACCGCGGGUUACCCCACGCCCGACCCCGCCGGGCCAUCGCUCAUACCCGACUGCUAAAAAAACAUCCUCUUGUCCACACAGCAGUCCAGCAAACGGGUUUCAAGCGUGUCAAACGCGGUUUCCGUCCGCUUCGCUUACCCGAGACUGUGCCCGCGUCUGAGCCUCGCGACCCUUACUUCCCCCUGCAAUGGUAUCUGAAGAACACUGGACAAAAUGGCGGGAAGCCGAAGUUGGACUUGAAUGUGGAGGCUGCUUGGGCACAGGGCUACACCGGUGUUAAUGUUACUACAGCUAUUAUGGAUGAUGGUGUCGACUACAUGCAUCCCGACUUGAAAUACAACUAUAAUGCCGAGGCGUCGUAUGAUUUCAGCAGCAACGAUCCCUUCCCAUACCCGCGAUAUACGGACGAUUGGUUCAACAGUCACGGAACGAGAUGUGCGGGCGAAGUAGCUGCAGCUCGCGACAAUGGUGUAUGUGGAGUUGGUGUAGCCUACCACUCCAAAGUUGCAGGUAUAAGAAUGCUGGACCAGCCAUACAUGACAGACCUGAUCGAAGCCAACUCAAUGGGGCACGAACCUCACAAGAUCCACAUCUAUAGCGCCUCGUGGGGCCCUACUGACGAUGGACGGACAGUGGAUGGUCCCCGGAAUGCCACCAUGCGAGCUAUAGUCAGAGGUGUUAAUGAGGGUCGCAAUGGUUUAGGCAACAUAUACGUGUGGGCGAGCGGAGACGGCGGGGAAGACGACGAUUGCAACUGCGACGGCUACGCGGCGUCCAUGUGGACUGUAUCAAUUAACAGUGCAAUAAAUGACGGUCAGAACGCCCACUACGACGAGUCCUGCUCCUCGACUCUCGCCAGCACGUUCAGUAACGGCGCCCGCGACCCCAGCACGGGCGUGGCCACGACGGACUUGUACGGGAAGUGCACAGCCACCCACUCUGGUACGUCGGCAGCCGCGCCCGAAGCCGCCGGGGUCUUCGCAUUGGCUUUACAUGCAAAUCCUAAACUAACUUGGCGAGACAUUCAACAUCUGGCGGUGCUAACGUCGAAGAGGAACUCUUUAUAUGAUGCGAAGGGCCGCUUCCAUUGGACGAUGAACGGCGUGGGGCUCGAGUUCAACCAUCUGUUCGGUUACGGCGUGCUCGAUGCGGGCGCCAUGACCGCAUUGGCGGCCAACUGGCGCUCCGUGCCGCCGCGGUACCACUGCGAGGCCGGUUCUGUGAACACUCACACCGAGAUCCCUCCUGAGGGCGACAUAGCAGUGAGCCUGCACAUCGACACGAGCGCGUGCGCCGGCACGCCCAGCGAGGUGCGCUACCUGGAGCACGUGCAGGCGGUGGUCAGCGCCAACGCGACGCGGCGCGGCGACCUGGAGCUGUUCCUCACCAGCCCGAUGGGCACAAGAUCAAUGAUACUGAGCCGACGUGCGAAUGACGACGACAGCCGCGAUGGGUUCACGAAGUGGCCCUUCAUGACCACCCACACGUGGGGCGAGUACCCGCAAGGAGUAUGGACGUUAGAGGGUCGGUUUAGCGGCGGUUCAGGGCCGAGUUCAGCCUCCGGUUGGCUCCGAGGCUGGUCCCUGGUGCUGCACGGCACGAGGGCGCCGCCCUACGCCCAACUGCAGCCCGAGGACCCUCACUCCAAGCUGGCCGUCGUGAAGAAGGCGCACGAAGACAAUGCGACUACUAAGUAGACACUGAUGUUAAUGAUCUAGAAAUGAGAGGACGUCUUAUGUUUGGACAUUUAAAUCAACUCCUUAUAUAUUUUAAAUUCGAAAGAAGCACACUUUUUGACGUGACAACGUCUUAUAAUUCGAUGAUGAAGCCAGCUGCACGCUCGAAAAAAUAUGACGUCAUGCGUCGUUCCCUCGCUCUAGGGUUGCCAACUUUUUUUACAAUAAGUAAAGUAUAUUCUGGUCUAUAAAGAUUAAUAAACAGUAUUUUAGAAAAACGAUCAUUUUCUCUUGAAAAAUACAACCAUUCCUUCAGUAUUUUCUUAUGACGUAGUCACCGACCGUUAAACCGACCUUACAGACAACCGAUUUUUUUUUACAAUGUUUACCACAAAAUACUUUUAAUAAGCAUGAUGUUAAAAGUCACUCAUUGACUCAAUGUUUUAUACUAUUAGAUAUGGCACACUAGCGCGUCAAAAAAGAGCCGGCAAAGUCAGCCAAUUGGCGUGAUUUCAUUAAGUCGUAUAAUAAACGACGAAAGUUAAUGGAGCUUAAUAAUAUUCGUAGAUACCUAAACAUUAUCUAUAAUGUCGAGUUGUGUGUUCAGAGUGUAAAAACUAUAUAUUACAUGAAUAUAUAAUGUAUUAUAUAGUUCUGCCUCCGAUUCCGGAGGGUGUGGGUUCGAAUCCGGGGCAUGCCCCUCCAACUUUUCAGCUGUGUGAAAUUUAAUAUCACGUGUCUCAAACGGUGAAGAAAAACAUCGUGAGGAAACCUGCAUACCUUAGAAUUUUCAUAAUUCUCUGCGUGUGUGAAGUCUGCCAAUCCGCAUUGGGCCAGCGUGGUGGACUAUUGGCCUAAUCCCUCUCAUUCUGAGAGGAGACUCGAGCUCAGCAGUGAGCCGAAUAUGGGUUGAUAACAUCAUAAUGUAAGUGAACACAAAAUUGUGCAUGUGUAUGCCCAGUGGAGUACCUGAGUUUGGAACACUUUUACGGUCAUUUUGUAGACACGUAACGUAUCUAAUAGUAUAAUAUCAUUGGUUCUACAAACAUGUAGGUAAGUUUGACAACCAUUCAAUGAUCAUUAAUUGUAUCAUUAAGAUAUCUUUUCGAUCAUCAUGAUAAUGAAAGAAGAACAUACUCGAAAGAAAGAAAGAACUUGUCAUCUUUACCUACACAGUAAAGUCAUCGGCUCGUUUUAUUGGUGACAACAAGUGCUAUGGAUCAGGAUUACUAUUAGUAAGUAUUAAUCAACAACCCUGGAUUUUUCCAAGGAUGCUGGAAAGGUAUUGAAAAGUCGUCAACUAGCAAUCCAAUUGUUUGGAACUACAAGAUUGUUGUCAAAAGCUUGUUUAUAGGUUUCUAAAUAAAAUUAAUUACGGACAUAUUUUUGGAAUAAAUCUCAUUUCUAGAUCUAUGAAGGUAGAGUUUAACUAAAUAACUUCUUAUAUUAUAUCUAUUACUAAUGUUCUCCAAAUCUAUACUUCUUAUAUUUUUAAAUCAAUUCAUUGUUAUUAAUAUUCUUUUCUUUGAACUUCAUUAAGCCUUAUACACACUGACGUUUUUCUUACACACAUGGUUGGUGUGUGUUUAUUAACUUAUCAUGAAAAAAUUCUAAAAAGAUAAAAAAACACACAGCGUGUAUAUAGCCUAAAUACUUCUUAACUAUUUCGUUUUACUUGUAAUAAAAAGAAAUGAAAAUGAAAUUGAUAAAAUCAAAAAAUUAAAUUUAUCAAUCGAGCAGGGGCCAUGACUUCGUGGAAUAUAUAAUUGUAUCUUCGGAUUUAAUAUUUUUUCUAUACAAAAUAUAAUUUCACAUAAUAAAAAAAUACUUUGUUUGAAUAUUUAAAUUAUAGUUUUUUUACGUUUAUCAGCAGGAUUUUAUGUAUCAUUUGUGUAUCGUUACGGGUAACUAUAUAAUUUCUAGUCAUUAUUUUAUUUUCCUAUUGUUUUACUACAAAAUAAAAUAUAAAUAUAUAAAACUUAAGUUUUAAAUUUUGUUCAUCUUCCAUUCAUAAUAUAAUAACAUUUUUUUUGAUCAUAAUGUCCGAGACAUAUCAAAAUUUAAAACAACAAAACGGUUAUUUAUCUUAAACGUGGUUACCAUUGUAAAUACAUAAUGGUAAAUUGGUAAGUAUAAUGUUAAAUUAGAAGCUGAGCAAGAUUUAUCAAUAAGUACCUAGAUAUUUUUUUAUUUAGAUUGAAAGAAUAUUUAAACAGUUUGAUUUAUAUAAUUUUAAACAAUAAUCACCAAAUAAAGUUAAUGGUAUAUGAAAUGUCACAAAUAUUUCAUCAUUUACUAUAAACCUCCAUAUAUCCAUAUAAGAAAUAAAAAGUGAAACACUUAGUGUAAACAAUGAAUCUUGCGUUUAUGUUUACACUCGUCAGACAGAUUCAGAUAGAAAAAUUAAAUGGCCAGAUGAUGUUAAAUAAUCAUCAUUUGUUAUCAACGCCAUAAUAGAGACGUCAAUGCUUAUUAAGACGAGAUACAAAGUUUUACGAAACAUCAUUUUUUUUAUCUUCAAUAUGGUGGUUAGAAUAAAGCAUCGAGCACACUGAGGUUUAAGGCCAUGCGUGCGCAAUCACAUACGCCUCAGUGCUUCGAGAGCCAUUCAAAGCAGUAAGCACAAAAGCACACAUUAAAGCGCCAACGUAUUUAUCGGUACAAACUUUCUUCCAUGAGUUCCAUUCCAUGUACAUUUUUAGUGUUACCAUUUAUUAUAUUUUACUAUAUAUAUACAAUGAUGUAUUGUAACAUUAUUAAAUUCGGUAACUCAUUAUUUAAAUUUCAAAUGGCCUUCAUUAACCCAGCUAAUUGAAGGACAUUUGAAUGAUACUUUCCACGGCACAUACAAUAAUGCGCGUUAUGUGUGUGUUUUGGAGACUGAAAAAGUCUUAUAUUUUCGGACUGUGUGAAAAAAAUCAUGCAAUUUGGUGCGAUAUACGUAAAACGCGAUAUCACAUUAAUACUUAUCUAAUCAUUGUUCUUACUAGACUUAAUAAAUAUAUCUACAUAUAAAAUAUUACCGAGGCUUAUGUCGCAUCAAAUUGCAAUCUCUAAAGCUGUAUGGGCGAUAAUUAAGCUAAGACUACACUAAAUCUUAAGAUUUAAGAUUUCCACUAAAUUAAAAAAAAACGCUUUGAGGUGCGCUACUUUAUAGAUUUGUAUCUUUUUAAUGGGGUAGUGUAGCCUAAGCUUUAUGGUGUAAAAUUUUUUCAAGUAAAAAUGAAUAAAAAUAAAUACCAUUUCGAGCCCUUAUGAAUUACCAUUGGGCCCUUUAUAUAUUUUCUUAAAAAAUGUAUUAAAAUAGAUACGAUAACAUUUCAAGUGUUUUGUUCUAAUAUAAUAACCAAAUAGCAUAAAAUUAAUUAAUAUAGUUUUAUAAUGGCAUGCAUUAGGAGUUUUAUUGCAAAGUAGAGGAGUUUAGUUUAAGUCAAAUCAUAUAAAGAGAAAAUAUAUUAUGUAUAACUAUUAUAGAAAAUAUAAUGUGAUUUGGUGUUGUAUUUGAAUUAAAGGACGUUUUUAUAAUUGAUCA
Molecule: messenger RNA, 5439 nt
Organism: Bicyclus anynana (squinting bush brown)
Lineage: Eukaryota; Metazoa; Arthropoda; Insecta; Lepidoptera; Nymphalidae
Gene: amon
Product: neuroendocrine convertase 2
Exons: 14
Coding region: 39-1928 (629 amino acids)
Biological process (GO): protein processing
Cellular component (GO): trans-Golgi network; Golgi membrane
Molecular function (GO): serine-type endopeptidase activity
Source: RefSeq, a predicted model, not a curated record